AUGUCGAUGGUCUUUGACGAGUACGGCCGGCCGUUCAUCAUUCUGCGCGACCAGGACCAGAAGCAGCGCCUCCACGGCGUCGACGCCAUCAAGAGCAACAUCCUCGCGGCCCGCACGGUCUCGAACCUCCUCCGCACAUCCCUCGGGCCGCGCGGGAUGGACAAGAUGCUGGUCAGUCAAGACGGGGAGGUCACUAUUUCGAACGACGGCGCCACGAUCCUCGAGCAGAUGCACAUUGAGCACCGCGUCGCGCACUUGCUCGUGGAGCUGAGCAAGUCGCAGGACGACGAGAUUGGAGACGGGACCACUGGCGUCGUGGUGCUGGCGGGCGCGCUGCUGGAGCAAGCGGAGAAGCUCCUGGCCCACAGGCUCCAUCCCAUGCGCAUUGCGGACGGGUUUGAAGAAGCCUGUGACGUGGCGUGCACGCACUUGGGCGCGAUUAGCGACGUGAUUUGGUUCUCGGAGCACGAGACGACGCCAUUGGUUGAGACGGCAAUGACGACGUUGUCGUCCAAGAUUGUGAACAAGCACAAGCGCCAGAUGGCGCAAAUUGCCGUGGAUGCCGUGCUCAAAGUGGCCAAUUUUGAGACGAAAGACGUGAAUUUUGAGCUGAUUAAGGUCGAGGGCAAACCAGGCGGCACGUUGGCCGAGACGGCACUGAUUCACGGCAUUGUCAUUGAUAAAGACUUUGCGCAUCCGCAGAUGCCGAAGGCAGUGAAGGAUGCCAAGAUGUGCAUUUUGACGUGUCCGUUUGAACCGCCGAAGCCCAAGACGAAGCACAAGGUGGACAUUACGAGUGUCGAAGCUUAUGAACAGCUCUAUAAGCAGGAACAGGAGUACUUUACGACGAUGAUCAAGCAGGUGAAGGAGAGUGGAGCUAACUUGGUGAUUUGCCAGUGGGGCUUUGAUGAUGAAGCCAACCACUUGCUCUUGCAGAACGACCUGCCGGCCGUGCGCUGGGUUGGUGGAGUAGAGCUCGAGCUGAUUGCGAUUGCCACGGGCGGACGCAUUGUACCGCGGUUCUCGGAACUCACAGCGGAAAAGCUCGGCCGGGCUGGCACUGUGCGUGAGGUCGCGUUUGGUACUACCAAAGAGCGCAUGCUUGUGAUUGAGGACUGUGCGAGCUCGGACGCUGUUACAGUGCUGGUCCGUGGUGGGAACAAGAUGAUUGUCGAGGAAGCAAAGCGAUCGCUGCACGAUGCCAUGUGCGUAACGCGAAACCUGAUCAAAAACAACCGUAUCGUGUACGGUGGGGGUUCUGCCGAAAUCGCGUGCGGCAUUGCUGUGCGGAACCACGCUGAUAAUACCAAGGGCAUCGAGCAGUACGCCAUUCGCGCCUUUGCAGAUGCCCUAGAGGAUGUUCCAAUGGCCUUGGCGGAAAACAGUGGUCUGAGCCCCAUUGACUCGCUCUCGGCUGUACGCGCGCAGCAGAUUGCUGAGAGUAAUCCGCGACUCGGUAUUGACUGCAACUCAACGGGCACAAACGACAUGAAGGAGCAACAUGUGUUUGAGACCCUCAUUGGCAAACAGCAGCAGUUGCAGCUUGCUACUCAGGUCGUGCGGAUGAUUCUCAAGAUCGAUGAUGUCAUUAUUGAAGGCUCGUACACGUAG
Peronospora matthiolae is the source of this 1611-nucleotide messenger RNA. The record is from the annotation of a GenBank genome assembly. NCBI's taxonomy places the organism in Eukaryota, Oomycota, Peronosporomycetes, Peronosporales, Peronosporaceae.